GCUCGCGCCUUGCCGGCCUCCAGCACCCCGAGACGCCCCAGGUCGGCCCAGGCUCCUCCGCAGCCCGCGUGGAGUGGGGGGGGAGGGGCGCAGGGGAAGCAGCCUGGCACGGACGGGGUGCGCCCGGCGAGGGGCGGCGCGGGCUCCAACUCGCCCUUUACAACCCCAGGCUGUCGUCCCUAACCCCCAAGUCAUCGCGUAGGGCGAGGGGACACCCGCCGGUCCCGGGGCUCGCUCGGGCCCUCGCUGCCCCUUUAAGGGUUCCCGAAACUUUCCCUCUGAUAGCAGAGCAGCCUCGUCACAUCCGCUGGCCGUGGCUCCGGGGGCCGCGUUCAGAGCAAAGUCAGGACCCGAGUUUCCCGGGGAAGGGAGGGACGCGGCCCGGGACGGGCGCCCGCGCGCGGUGCACGCCCAGGGGGACCCGGAGCGCCCCCAGCCUCCGCCUCGGCGGGACCCCCGCGCUGCCCCGCGCCGAUGGCCUGGCGCUCGCCCUGGAGCCCGCCGGCGCCGCCGCCAACUUCUUGGCCAUGGUGGACAAUCUGCAAGGGGACUCCGGUCGCGGCUACUACCUGGAGAUGCUCAUCGGGACCCCGCCGCAGAAGCUACAGAUUCUCGUCGACACUGGAAGCAGCAACUUCGCCGUGGCAGGUGCACCUCAUUCCUACGUCGACUCCUACUUCGACUCGGAGAGAUCCAGCACGUACCGGUCCAAGGGCUUCGACGUCACCGUGAAGUACACUCAAGGCAGCUGGACGGGCUUCGUGGGCGAGGACGUGGUCACCAUCCCCAAAGCCUUCAACAGUUCCUUUCUUGUGAAUGUCGCCACUAUCUUUGAGUCGGAGAAUUUCUUUCUGCCUGGGAUUAAGUGGAAUGGGAUCCUCGGGCUUGCGUACGCCACGCUGGCCAGGCCCUCAAGCUCCCUGGAGACGUUCUUUGAUUCCCUGGUGACACAGGCCAAGAUCCCCAACGUCUUCUCCAUGCAGAUGUGUGGGGCCGGAUUGCCAGUAGCCAGAUCGGGUACCAACGGAGGUAGUCUUGUCCUGGGCGGGAUUGAACCAACUUUGUAUAAAGGAGACAUCUGGUAUACCCCCAUUAAGGAAGAAUGGUAUUACCAGAUAGAAAUUCUGAAACUGGAAAUUGGAGGCCAGAGUCUGAACCUGGACUGCAGAGAGUACAACGCAGACAAGGCCAUCGUGGACAGCGGCACCACGCUGCUGCGCCUGCCCCAGAAGGUGUUCGACGCCGUGGUGGACGCCGUGGCCCGCACUUCCCUGAUUCCAGAAUUCUCUGAUGGCUUCUGGACGGGUGCCCAGCUGGCCUGCUGGACGAAUUCGGAGACGCCCUGGGGCUACUUCCCGAAGAUUUCCAUCUACCUUCGAGAGGAGAACUCCAGCCGGUCUUUCCGCAUAACCAUCCUGCCUCAGCUUUACAUCCAGCCCAUGGUGGGCGCCGGCCUGAACUACGAGUGCUACCGCUUCGGCAUCUCCCCGUCAACCAACGCGCUGGUGAUCGGGGCCACGGUGAUGGAGGGCUUCUACGUGGUCUUUGACCGAGCUCGCCGGAGGGUGGGCUUUGCAGCAAGCCCCUGUGCAGAGCUCGCAGGCGUCCCCGUGUCCGAGGUGUCCGGGCCCUUCUCCACCGACGGCAUCGCCAGCAACUGCGUCCCCUCGCCCGCCCUGAACGAGCCGGUGCUGUGGAUCGUGUCCUACGCGCUCAUGAGCUCGUGCGGGCUCAUCCUGCUGGUCCUCCUCGUCCUGCUGCUGCUCCCCUUCCGGUGCCGCCGCGCGCCCCGCGACCCCGAGGUGGUCAACGACGAGUCCUCGCUGGUCAGGCAUCGCUGGAAAUGACGCGAGCGCGGGGGUCGGACCCCGGCGACCCGGACCCCGGCGCCCCCGACUGCGGGGCGGCAGGCGGGGCAGGUUCUCCCUCCGUGCGCGCGGUUCUGCGCCCAGGCGCCUCCGCGUGCCCGGUAGCUCCGUUAGUCUUGAUUUUAAGCUUCCACUUUUUCUUUCCUACUUCCGAGGAAAAAAAUGAGCAUAAUAAUAAUAAAAGAAAAACGCCUUAUUCUAAACCAAAACAGAGUGAAUUGGGCUUCGGGCUCAUGGCACGGGUGAUGCCAGGCUUUCUGGACGUGCCACCCGAAACAGGCGGUAGCACUCUGCGGCUGGUCACGCUUGGAGCCCCGCGUGGUGUGGUUUCUAACCCGCUUCGCUGACAGGAAGCUUUUGUAUUAACCACGUUUCAGGGCGACCUGUGCCAGGCCUGGCCCUGGCAUAGAAGGCUUGGCACAGUGGCAGAGAAAUGAGUCUGGAGGCGCCGUGGUGGAGCCGCCUUGCUCUCCCCCAGCCUCUCGGGGGUCCCUGGCCUCGGCUGGGGCGGCCCCUGGAGGAGACACCAGCCCACCUGCGCCAGCCUGUCCCGCAGACAGAAGGCUGUGCCCGCCGAGCGGUGUGGGGUGACAGGCGAUUGCCCAGCAGGGAUGCUCCUGGGACGUGGUCCUUAUAAAAGUGAAAGCACCACCUCUCUGUGGCGUUGCCAGGGGCCCUGGGCACGGUGGGGUGCGGGCAGCCUGAUGCCGCAAGAUCCCUCCCCCGGCGCAACCUCGCUGGUGCGACCACACUGGUUUUCUCUUGCUCUAGAUUAAGUAGCGCUUCGAUGAGGAUCACAAAGUCUGUUACUAGUGCCGUUCCUCUCCAAAUCUUCCCUGGAGGUGGCUUAGUUAUUACCCUCGGCACAGAGAAACGGCCGGUUGCCCCGGCUUGUCACUGGUUGUCAGGAAGGAAGCUCCAAGGUGUGGCAUUGUUCCCGCGUUUCCUCUGCACCCACCCAGGCUCACGGGUGCCAUCUGAAUCAUUCAGUGAACGCCGUGAGCGCUGACUUCUUCCCUUCGAGGCGCUCAGCUUUGGAGACAGGGUUCAGUAAGGUCCCUGUGUGGGGGACACAGCACCUGCUAGCAUUUAUUUGAGGGCUUUGCCAGAGGAAGGUGGUGCCUUGAACUCUAACCAGCCUCAUGCAGUCCCCCAAGGCGGUGCCCCCAGUUUGCUGCGAGAAAUCUGAGGCCCUGGAUAGCAGGGGGGAGUGAGGCUGUGCCGCCCGGCGGUGCUGGCGCGUCAGGCUCACGGCGCUGCCCUCGGAAUCCCGACGCCAGCGAGACCCGUUCCAGGCAGGGGAGUUGGAUGAUGUCUGACACGCCGCUCUGUAUUCCAUAUCACAGUUCUCUACCUUUACAUCUCCGAUGCCCCUGGAUGUGACAGUGGAGUGGGACACUUACAUUGCAGAAAUGUCCCUUAGCAACAAGAGUGAAUUGGUUGAACUGGGGACAUUUUCCCGGUGUGCUUUGCCGCUGAAGAUUAGACUUGGAGGCAGGCGUGCGAUGCAGACGCCCAGCCUGCUGGAGCUGUGCCGGCACGUCCUUUGCUUAGCAGACUCCAGGGCAGAACCCAGGGCAGUUGACUCUGAGUGGAAAAGGGAGUGGCGACCCUCGGAGGGAGUGGUUUCCCCUCGCAGCUCACCCUGGAAAAUGCUAGAAGACAGAUGUCUCUGGAAGCGUCAGCUCUGUGGUGGGAAACACGUUUUGAGGUGGGCAGUCUUCCCUUAAAUCAGACGACGCUUUUCCUUCCUGAUAACUUACGUAGAAGUCAGCAAUGAAACCCGGCCUUCAGUAGCUGAAACCAGUGAUAAAAACAUCAAGAAAUGAGCCCGGGAUUGAUGAUUUUCUCCCAUGGGGUUUAAAGAAGCACGCGUGACAGACACCAGAGCUACUGGUGUAGAGGAAGCAGAUGCGCCGCGUGUGGCACGGAGACCCGUCCUUCUGGGCCGUCCCGUGCCCGAACGUUCGGAAGGACUUUGCCUGACCCGUCCUGAAACACAGGUUUUGGCUGGAGAUGAAGUUGAAGUCCGUAACUGAUCAGAAUCCACGAGGAAUUCACAGCAGGAUGGCAUUAAGCACCCCUCAGAGCUCAGGGUGAUAGAUUUUGAAAGGCCGUUGUGAUUUAGGCUUCCAUUCUCUUGUGUGAGAGAUGAAGAGGGAUUAUCUUAUUCCUUAAUUAAAAAUGGGGAUUUGUGAAAUUCCUCUCACCGCUUCCCCACUCGGUGGAACAGGCUCACAUGGCUCCGUCCCAAGUUCUGGCGCCUUGCCACGCCGUGUCCCUGGGAAUAAAUCUCUGCCCAGCAGUCGCCAAGAAUAAUUGAGUUCUGCAGACUUAUCCUUAUUAGUGGAAUCCCGUGUGUUUUUUCCCUUGCACAGACUUAUUAGAAUUGAUUAGAGAACCGUUCAGAGGUAACACUGCCACUAGAAUAUUUUCAAGGAAAAAACAAACACAAUCAAAUGUAAAGCAGUGGGGCUUGCCAAGAAAGAUGCUACAUUUUUAGUGCCAGGAAAACUCCACAUAACAGAAAUUAUUUUGUACAUCUCUCUUGGACUUCAAGGGUUUUAGAUUUCAAUGUAAAGCGGUUUACAAAUUAAACAACAACCCAGAAAAAUACACUUGGAGAGUUGGAGAGAGGAAAGUAAAACUGCAGUGAAAAGCAUGCUAGCGGAAUAAGCAGGAUUGACUCCUCGGACAGCACACUUUGAUUCCAAGCAUCCACAGAUUUUUUUUUGCCCUUAAGGUUGCUGAAUCUGGUGGAGAUUGAAUGGAUUUCACAGCGCCGCAAGCCUCAAAUUUCAAAAUACUCAGAACCAUACACAGAGGACGGCACGACAGCACGGGGUGACACCCAAGCCAGCCGAGGGCUGGUGCCUUCCAGAGAGUGAAGGACUGUGGGAACUUGGUAAAUCCCGGGGUCUGGGAAGGGAGCCGAAAGGACCAGGAGGGAGCUUGCUGCCCGCAGUCUGCAGUCAUCAGCACGGCCUGGAUGCCCCAGACAUCCCCAGGACACUGGGCAACUCUUCCUACCAAGUGCGUAGCACACCCUAUUCCUCAAGGACUUCCCCAAGGGACCAUUGAUCAAAGAAGAAGUGCGAGGCAAGGGGAAGCUCGCUUCGCAGCAUAUUUAGGGCAUGGCUGUUGUCAUAAAUCUAGAGGCACAGGACUCCUGGAGCAGGACACGUGCCCGAGUGUGGAUUCAGGCUGUGGCCUGGAAGUUCGUAGGGCGAAAGAUGGCGGCCCGAGAGGUGUCCCCCAGUUCCCUUUGGGGUCUAAGCAUCCAGGAAGGGGGCAGUCCCUGCUCUCAGCCUUUCCACCCUCCUCUCAGGGAGGCCCCUGCGUGCACCCGAGGCCUGCCCAGGGUCAGUGUGGAGCCCAGGAGUCUGCACUGCAGUGAGCCCUUGGAUUGGGCCAGCGCUCUGGGCCAGUCAGUCGGCCAGGGUCCCUGGGAGUGGGUGAAGGCCUCUGCCACGGUGCGGGAGGUGGACGCAGAGCAAAGGCGAGGCCCCUGUGACGCUGUGUGUCCCGGGGCGGGUCAUCCAGUGACCUGGGUUCCUCACGGGUGUGCUGAGAAGUCACCGUACCCCCAGUAAUGGCAGUGGCUUCUCCGCUCCGGCCGGCUUCCCUGGGGUCUCUUGUGAUCAGAUGUGACACCGGAUACCCAGGCCCUCUCGGAUGUGCUACUCUGGCUUGCACAGUGCCUGUGCUUGUAAAGAGGACACAGGAGGCAGCCCCUGGCGACAGACACAGGUCUCAGCUCCGGAAACCACAGCGGCAGAAGAGGGAGACUUCCCCGUACAGACGGAGCAGGAUUUGAACAACAUCAGCUGGGAAAAGUACAGUGCCACGCACGGUGCCUGCGGCUGGCAGCCGGACCAUAGGCGGUGUGAUCCCAAAGUAUGGCGAAUGUUUAAAAGUCUUUACGUUUAUGAUAGUAAAAGAUGCAUUGUCAUUAAGUCCCCGCAAAAUCCUCCCCCUCGCUUCCCACACACGCGUCCCCCCGGCCUGGCCACUUCCCGCAGCAGCUCUGGAGGCCUCUUCCUGAGGGUCUUUAGCUGCACUGUCACAGCUGCCUCAGUGUCCUGAAUCGAUUCAAAGCGUUUCCCGUCCACGGUCAUUUCAUCUUUGGAGAACAGGCAGAAGCUGCACGGUGCCAGGUAUCAUCAAUAAGGCGGAGGAGGACGGAGCGUCGUGUUUUUAUGAGCUGCCUUUCCGCUGGGUGGUGCUCAGCAGCAGUCACUGUAUUUUUGAUCACACCUCCCAAACACACUCAGGGAAGAGGACUCCAGAGCUGCUGCAGAAAGUGGCCGGGACAGUGGGGAAAGUAUGUUUGGACGGAGGGGGGAGAUGAACAAAUCAAGUAGGGAUCUAUUAAUCUAUAUAAAAAUCACACAAAAUAAAAUUUCUGAACAAUUCUUUAUGCACUCUCGUGGUUUUUGUUGGUCCAGGUGUAAGACUGGGAUCUGGAGUUUUUUCUUUCUGCUUUCUAGAUUGUGGGUGUGACAUCUCAUAGCGGUGACCCCGUGCUAGGAAGACCACAGAGGGUUUGCUAAUCAAACGCUGCCUUGCUGUUACCUACAGUGCCGAAUUUCCUAUUGUUUCUGUUAAUUUGCACUGUUAAGUAUUCUGGAAGUUUAAAUGCCUGUGGAGGUGCCGGCUCUGAUGGAAAAGCUUCGAGCCAGACGCUGAAUUCGUCAAAGAUACCAGAAGCACUGCUUUGCAAAAUGUAUUUUGUGUCUAUCUCGGGUUUACAUCCUUGACUAUAUGAUCCUUAAGUGUAACUUGUUUUUCUGAAAAAGCUUAAAACUAUUUUAUAUUUUCCUUUUGGGAGUCAUCUCUAUUUCCAAGACCCUGAAGUGGCAUUAGUUAAAAUUGUGAUCAGAGGGAGACACGGUACAGAAGUGUCCAGUCCAUUGUAGAAGCGGCUCUGUAGCCAUGGAUGUGUAUCCUAACAAUCGUGCCCUUCAGAACUGGAGUUUUCUAAAAUAAUCUUAUUUUUAUACUUGUAUGUUCCACUGAUUUCAGAUGUCUACCAUGGGGAAGGACAUAAACCAUGUGGGAUUAUUUGAAUAAAUAAUACUUCUCACUUGU
Messenger RNA from Chinchilla lanigera (long-tailed chinchilla), 6959 nucleotides. RefSeq names its product beta-site APP-cleaving enzyme 2 (gene Bace2). Gene Ontology annotation, cellular component: membrane; trans-Golgi network; endosome. Gene Ontology annotation, molecular function: aspartic-type endopeptidase activity. Gene Ontology annotation, biological process: amyloid-beta metabolic process; membrane protein ectodomain proteolysis. The record is from RefSeq and is a predicted model, not a curated record. NCBI's taxonomy places the organism in Eukaryota, Metazoa, Chordata, Mammalia, Rodentia, Chinchillidae.